Messenger RNA from Arachis ipaensis, 909 nucleotides. Its product is annotated as monothiol glutaredoxin-S10-like. The record is from RefSeq and is a predicted model, not a curated record. NCBI's taxonomy places the organism in Eukaryota, Viridiplantae, Streptophyta, Magnoliopsida, Fabales, Fabaceae.
UCAUUUAAUUUGCACUUCUUUAACGACAGAUUUUAGCCCUAUAUGUAUGUUGGUUAACAGAAAUUUGAGUUUAUGAAUUAAAACAUUGAUUAAUGCAGUAAUAAUGUAUAUAUGUUUGAUACGUGGUUCAUAAGAAAUAAUAAAAGCUUGAAUAUGGGUAGCAUGGUAAUCAAGUCUGAAAUUUGAUGAGGUCAUGAUUCGGUUACGCAGUCUUGUACAAAAGACGCGUGACCCUCUUUAUCUAACAAAAUCAAAUCAAUCUCAUUCCUUUAUUCCAUCUUCUCACAUACAUAUAUACAGCCCCUGAGCCCAGCCCCCUCACAUUUCAAUCUCAAAACCCUAGAUUAAGCCCAGCAAGAAUAAGUAUGCAGGUAAUGAAAUCGGCAAUGCAAGUGGAGGCUUCAGCUUCGGCUUCGGUGAAGGCCUUUGAGAUGGUGCAACAGCUGGCAUCCAGCAACGCCGUCGUGGUUUUCAGCUGCAGCGACUGCUGCAUGUCCACGGUGGUGAAGCGCCUCCUCUUUAGCCUAGGAGUGGGCCCCACCAUCGUGGAGCUGGACGAGCAUGCCUCCGGUCAGGCCAUGGAGGCCGCCCUCUACCAGCUCUCCGGCACGCUCCAGCCUGUCCCCGCCGUGUUCGUGGGCGGCAAGUUCCUUGGCGGUGUCCAGACUCUGAUGGCGUCACACAUCAAUGGCAGCCUCAUUCCUCUCCUCAAGGAAGCCGGAGCUCUCUGGCUUUAACUUUAAUUAUCACUGUAUCAAUGCAACCUAACUAGCUAGCUAGCUUCAGAGUGCGUAUAUCUAAUAUAUCUGUGCUUAUAUGUAAUUAGAGGGUUUUUCAAUUUCAGGUUCCAACCCUAUAUAUGAACACAGAUGCAUAUCAUCAAUAUUAUUAAUUAAAUCAGUUCGUUUC